AUGUACCACCAAAGUCCGUAUACAACUACUACCGAACUGACGGAAAUCGAAACUGAGCUUCAAAGACUUGAAGAUGCAGGUAUAAUUACUCCCGUAGAUACAUCUAAAUGGGCUGCACCAAUCGUUGUUAGCCGAAGAAAUGGUAAGACAAGAAUUUGUGGAGACUACUCUACCGGUCUCAACAAUAUGAUAGAGCCAAACCAAUAUCCUUUGUCAAUGCCUGAGGAAAUAUCACACUGUCACGACAGUACCGUGUUUACACACUUAGACUUGUCAGACGCCUAUCUUCAAGUUGAAGUCGAUGACGAAAGUAAGGACUUGCUUACUGUUAACACCCACAAGGGUUUAUACAAAUUCAACCGGCUCACACCAGGUAUAAAAUCCGCCCCAGUGGCCUUCCAACGUAUAAUGAACCAGCUCUGUGCUGGCAUUAAUGGUGCAAAAGCUUAUAUAGAUGAUAUAAUGUUAUCAACUGAUGCAUCCUCCCAUGGUAUCGGGGCAGUCAUAUACCACACUUUUCCCGAUAACAGCAUCAAAGCCAUACAUCAUGUAUCCCGUUCCUUAACACCAGCCGAAAAGAACUACAGCCAAAUAGAUAAGGAUGGAUUUGCUGUGCAACGCACAGUGGUAUAG
Lucilia sericata (common green bottle fly) is the source of this 633-nucleotide messenger RNA. RefSeq lists its product as uncharacterized. The coding region runs from base 1 to 633 and encodes 210 amino acids. Lineage: Eukaryota; Metazoa; Arthropoda; Insecta; Diptera; Calliphoridae. The record is from RefSeq and is a predicted model, not a curated record. The transcript is spliced from 3 exons.